CCUGUCAUCAUCAUCAACACCAAGGUUAUUAAGUAACAUAGAAAAUAUUUGUAUGUGUCAUUGAAGGAGCGUCGUUUAUUUUAACAGAAAUCGUAUACAACAUAUUUUUACGAGUCUUUAAAUUCGUUUGUAACUCAUAUUAAGGUUUAACAAAAAAUAACCGUCAUUUUCGUGAUCGUACGUUGAGAGCAAUUUCUCGCGAAGAAAUCAUGUUACAUUUCGGACUUGCACUGUGGGCUGCUCUAGCCUGUGUCCCGGGCGGAUGUGCCAUGGAGUUGACCCGGAUGGAGACUGUGGCCACGUGCGAGCUGGAAACUUGCGGUCGGAUGAGCUACAACCAGGUGCGCGAGAUGUUCGGCAGCCUUCUGAUGACCAAGAAGCAGAUCUACGAAAUGGAGACGGCGGCUAACGAAAACCGCACCCAGUACCUCAUCGCGAGCGGGGCCAUAGAGUCGGUAGCCAGCAGUUUCAUCGAUGACGACGGCGGCGCCUGUUGUUCCACGCGUGUGGUGCACAUAGCGAACAGAACGCUGUACAACCUACAGGGACAAUUAAAGACAGUGAUCCAUCUGGCGGACGCCAAUACGCCUAGCUACCAGUACAUUCCACACGCCUCGUGUGUUUCUGUGGGUGACUGCAAAGGUAAAUGUAUACUUGAGGCAAAACUGACGUCACUGCUCGUGAUCGACUUCGCCACCGGAUACAAGUUUGACUGGUUCCUUAUACCCGGCUACUGCUCUUGCAAGAAUAUCUACGUGUAAUCUGGCUCACAUCACUCGAAUAUUAAAGUCAAACUCGUACACAACAAUUCCAUUAGCCUCCGCUGUCGACUCGAAAACAAGUUUCAACUUCGGACACGUCCAGCCGAUUUAAACGAAAUGCAACAUACCCUUUAUUACCACGAAAAUGGUUUUACCCAAUAAAAAGACAUUAACAAUUAUUUAUGACAACACUUGCGGUUCUUAAUAUCAACUUUAAUUUUACACCGUUAUGGCAAGAUUCUUUUCCUAUUUUUAACCUUUGAGUUAUUUAAAUUUUAAAAACGGAUGUGUAUGCGAUUUGCCCUUUUGGGAUAUUGAGCGUAACCGGUAUCAUGUGUUUGUACUAACCUAGGUAUUCCAAUAAAACGGGUUUACUGAAAGCAUUAACUGAUAUUAAUGUCGCACAGUUCUCAAAUAUACGUGCUGAUUUUUUUGCUUAUUCGUUUUUUUUUCUAUGCAUUUGUCUAGUUGUGAAGAAAUAGUAUA
This is a messenger RNA of Dreissena polymorpha, 1247 nucleotides long. RefSeq lists its product as uncharacterized. Lineage: Eukaryota; Metazoa; Mollusca; Bivalvia; Myida; Dreissenidae. Bases 210 to 761 code for a protein of 183 amino acids. The record is from RefSeq and is a predicted model, not a curated record. The transcript is spliced from 4 exons.